AAGGACAGCAAAUGGAAGGGAAACGGGAGCGAAAAAAGCGGGAAUUGGGGACAGCGGAGGGUGUCGGGGCGCGGGAGGCGCGAGGGGCCGUCCCGUGCCCGCCGGCGCCAUCGUCCCCCGUGUCCCCACAGGCGGCGGCCAUGGCGGGUAACCGAGGCGGCAUCCCCCAUCCCCCCGCGGGGACCCCGCGCCUGGAGGCGCUGCUGGGGCGGCUCCGCAGCCUGCACCAAGCGCGUCAGGCCGCCGCGCGGGAGCUGGCGGAGGCGCGAGGCCGCGGCGAGGGGCUGCAGCGGCACCUGGAGCAGCUGGAGGAGCGUCGGGCGGCGCUGGAGGGGCUCUGGCAGCAGAAGCAGGAGGCGCUGCGGGUGGGGCGGCUGCGCAGGGAGGAGGUGGAGGCCGAAGGUCAAAGGCGCCGGGGGCUCUGCCUGAGCCGCCAGCGGGACCUGGCAGGGGCGGGGGAGGCGCAGGGUCGCCUGCGUCACCUGCGCCGGGGACACAGGCAGGACUUCUGGCGGCAGCUCGAUGACAUCAUGGAGGAGCACAAACGCCUGCGGGAGGCGCACGCCCCGGCCCAGCUGGAGGCUGAACUGGUGCGACUGGAGGAGGCGCGGGAGAAGCUGCUGAGGCAGGAGCGCCGCCUGCUGGAGGCAGAGGGACACCUGGGGCACGAAGCCUACCUGGCCGCGCGAUUGGUGGCGCAGGAGGAGGAGGGGGCGCGGCAGCGGAUGGGGGCGGAGCUCGGCCGGCGGCAGAUCAGCCUGCGCCGCAGGGAUAGGCUGGCAGAGGAGCUGGAGCAGCUGCAGCGCCCCCUGGAGGCCCCGCCCCGCCGAGGGGGGGCAGCGGGGGGGCCCUGAAGUCCCCCCCUGUC
This is a messenger RNA of Phalacrocorax carbo (great cormorant), 868 nucleotides long. The record is from RefSeq and is a predicted model, not a curated record. Lineage: Eukaryota; Metazoa; Chordata; Aves; Suliformes; Phalacrocoracidae.